AUGACUAUGAAUACCAAUACCAAAAGGCUCUCGGCGAUGAUUGAUUCCUUCCAUGAUGAAAGAAGCGAUGAGUUACUGUAUCAGCACAAUUCUACCCCCGGUACACCGUUAAAGAAAAGUACAAACUCAGUGUACGGUUCAUCUCCAGAAAGCUUGUCACGGCCUCCGGCAGUUCACGAUCACGGUGACUCUGGUAAAUUGAAUGCAACUCAGAAUUUUAAGUUUGGCAGUCCCGGAAAUCGAGAAAGUUUGAUUUCAGACUAUUCUGCAAGUAUUCAUGAAGGCGUGCCUGUUUACAUUAAGUCUACAACAGCAAAUGUGCGGAAAGAAGCGCCUGUAAUUUAUUCAGCAACGAAUUUCCCUCUGUCGGAAGAAACUGUAGGUGAAGGAUUGCAAUCAGACCGCUCGAGAAAAGAUGCAGCUGGUCUAGAAAAUCAUGGACCGAGAGAUUCGAUGGCGAAUCUCAGGAUUGAAGAUCCAAAUGCAAAUCUAAGGUCUUCACUGAGACUUUCAGAACCUAAACGAUCUCACAAUAAAAAGAAUUCAUCUAUUGGAUCAGGCAACCUUGCCAGCGAAAGUGGUCACUCACAUAAUAUAUCUGCCCUCAGUGCGUCUAUGGAAAGUAGCGCAGCCAGAUUUUACACCCGCGGGGCUGCAGCUGAAUCCAAUGCAACUGUACAGCCAGUCGUCGUCGAUAAAGAAGGGGCAGAAGUGCAGGAGGCAAGAAAAAGCAAGACUAACUAUAAUGUUUCUCCAGAACGUUCCUUGACAGCCAAAUCAAUUCUCAGCUCAGUUCAUGAUGGCAGCGAUGUUCAGUCACUGGUGUCUAGCAUUGUUCCCUCGCUGCGCACUAAUAUGCCUGAUCGGGUACAGAGCAAGCUUCCUGACCGCUCAUCAACCUCGGAAUACAAUCCGUCUAUUCCUCCAAGAAGCAGCAAUAGGCCAAAAUCACAUCUUUUCAUUAAAGAUGGACUCGAAGACAUUCAAAAUCAACUACAGCAGCAAAUGCUUCUUGGAGAUUCUCAAAGUGUCUCGCGCGCUAGUACCAAUAAAUCAAGCAGCUAUUUUUCUGCUGCCGACCGGGCAAGUCAUUAUAGCGAUGAAGAAGAUAAUUUCGGCAAGCCGGACGACGACAGCUAUCUGCACAGACCGCUGCCGUCUGUUCCCGCCGAAGGCGAAUUACAUCACAGCCCCGAAUCAAUAAGCCGAAACGAUACCAUCCUCAUUCCUCCAGCAGCACAAAUAAUGUCAGAGAAACCACCACGAUUACCAAGUUUUCCAACGUCAAUAAUCAAGAACAAUCAGACUUCAAGUUCCGAUUUAAACUAUAAGACUGGUAACGACGGCGAAAAUGAUGUUGAUGAUGAUUACGAGGAUAUACUUGAUGACACAUUUCAGACACCACAAAGCCCUCCAAAAACAGAGAAAAAGCUCAAAAAAUCCAAUCAUAGCGCACCGCGGCAACGGAUGCCCCAGGAAGGUCGUAGUGGUAAAAACAAGACAAAAACCAAGCGAGAAAUGCGUUCGUUUGAUAUCGACACUAUUUCUCAGAUGCUUAAUGUCACUAAGGGCACACUCAUAGGUUCAGAAUUUGCAGACCUGGGCAUGAAAACUGAGGAGAAACGAGCACUUGAGCGUCUUGUCGAUUCGCUAUCUCGGCUGACCGCUGAUAUGGUGCUAGAUCCGGAGCGUUUUGAAGAGGGUAUGAAAAGAUUGGAUAAAGCUAGUCGAGCCCUAGAAGGAUUUUGA
Messenger RNA from Lachancea nothofagi CBS 11611, 1749 nucleotides. The record is from the annotation of a GenBank genome assembly. Lineage: Eukaryota; Fungi; Ascomycota; Saccharomycetes; Saccharomycetales; Saccharomycetaceae.